AUGGAAAAGGCUCAAAUGAAUGAUCACCCAGUGAGGAGCCAGAAUAAUGAACAAGUUGGUUACUACCAAGAGGAGGUUUCUAGGACGAGUGAGGCUUUUCAUACAACAACAAGUCAGGGCGACGAAGAAAGUGAUCUUCAGAAUCCCCGAGAGACCAUCAUCACCCACUCGCAAGCAAUGCCACCAGUACACGAGAAUGAAUGGAUGCCAAAACACUCGGAGCGAGAGGAAAUUCAUCGGAGUCAUGCUGCAGCAGGGGACAGCCCUCAAGAAUCAUCCUUGUCCAUGUUCAAUACCUUCUUUCAAGCGAAGAGCAAUUAUUUAGAUUCGAUUAUUGAGGAUUGGAAGAAUCUGCUUGCAACAACAACACCAUCAGCACCUCCUGUUUCUAAUUUGGAACAGACCAAUCCCGAGUUGUCUUCUCGCGAGGCUAUGAUCUCAGAGUCCGGAGUGACACCCACGAAACAAGACACCAAGAAUUUGGAGGAAGAGAAGAGGUCUCCAUCCAAGUCAAGCAGUAAGGAACACAAACAAACAAUGACACCACUGUAUUAUAGCCCUGAUAAUAAGGAGGUCUAUCGGCCCAAGCUUGAUGACAAGAUUGUUGGCACUUCCGACGACGAUUUAUAUUCAGCGACACUACCACAAGAAGAAAAUGAAGCCAAUAAUGAGCUCACUUCAACAACAAAUACAGAGGCUCUUGAUGAAAGUGAAAAGGAGGAAGAUGAAGAAUAUUAUGAAGAGGAUUUUGAUCAAAAUGAAACGGUCAUUGUGACACCAUCUUCGACAACCUACAAUAUGCAUGACAGUGACGCAACAAUGGAGCAAGCCAACUCCAUAAUUAAGGAAAGCUAUACACCCUACUAUGGGGGGUCGAUUUUAUCAUCUACUCCCGACGGAUCAUCUUCGGAUCGAAAUGUCUCAAGCACACUCAGUGCAAGUAGUACUGCAAGAAUAUUAGAUUUUGAAAAGUUGAACAGAAGCGAAAUUUCCUUGUCAUCGCCUCUUUUUUCAAGCACCAACACGCCACUGCAUGAACGAACAUCUCCAUCUGAACAAGUAGGGCAGCAAGAGUCGACGAAUGCUAUCACGUUAAACACAUUUAUAUCUCCCCAAUCGCUUCCUUUAAAAGUACUCGCUCAAAUGAAUAAGGAGUCAGAAAAAACACCCGAUCUACCAUUUGUAUCAAAACACAAUAACCAUAUUGAAGAACAUGAAACCAGUAUGGACUUUUCACAGCAAAAUAAUGAAGACAGAGCAUAUAUAGGUGACUUUGAAAGUCCCCCUCAAUCAUCCACAUACAGCAAAUCUUCAAAUGCUUCUCCAACGUUGGUGAGUGAAGAGGAAGUUCGCAACUCAUUACGCGCGGAAGGAGAGCGGCUGGAAUUUAAACCUCAGCCCAAAUUUCUUCAUGGUGACGAUAAAGAGAGUUCUUCACUUCAAGUCGAAUCUAAAACCAGCAAAAGAGAUAGAGAAUUAAUAGAAACCUAUUCACGGAUGAAUUCAUUGGUGGAACAAAAUGAGGAGCUCGUUCAACAAUUAUCAUCUGUUCUAAAACGAAAUGACGAGUUAAGAAAAGCUCUUUUACUAUCUGAAACAAAGCGGAACAGGCUGUCAGAGAUCAACAAAGAUCUCACUCAACAAAUGUCACUCAUUAAGGUCGAAGAAGAACUUAGUUCGAAAAACACAGCUUCAAAAUCGGAAUUUGAAACUAUAACCACACUCAAGCAAACUCUGGAUGAAAAAGAAAAAAUAAUUAGUGAGCUACAAGAUGAAAUUCUAAUGGCUAAAAAAGAGAAUAGUCAGCUCCAGCAGCUUCUCGACCCUUCUGUGUAUGAGUCUAAGAAUCAAGCCCAAAUCGAGCAACUGAAGAGCGAAAUCAGAAGCCUUCAGGAUACUAUUGAAGGUCUAAAUGUAAAAUUCAAAGACACCAGAAGAAAAGAUGAUGAAAACAACAAAAGAAGAGAAAUUGAAGUUCGAAAAGAGUACAUAGUUAAAUUGUCGCAACUUGAAAAGGAGCGGCAUGAUAUGGAAGAAGAAAAUGCGCUCCUCAAGUUAAAAAUUAAGGAACUAGAGGAACAGGUUUUGCACGCAGGAAAUAAGGACCAGGAACACUUAGCAAUAACUCUUGAAAAAGAAGAGGAAUAUAUUCGAAAAAUAACGUCCUUGAAUCAAGAACACCUUCUACAGAUACAAGAAUUACAGCGAUCAUUUCGAAGUACUGAAAUAUCUCUGAGGAAAUUAAUUGACGAAAAAGACUUCACUAUUCAACAGUUGCGAGAGUCCCACGAAAAUGACUCGAAUAUACCUUCGUCUUCACAAAAUAAUUUUGAGUCAAUUCUUGCUUCGCAUCACCAACAACUGGAUAAACUUUCCCAAGAAGUAGAUGCAAAGAAUGAUACAAUCCAGAAACAAAAUACUCAAUUAGAAAACGCUACAAUGGAGCUCGAAUUGCUUAAACAACGUUGUUCAACUCUCUCUGGCUUAGUUGUAAAGUAUGAAAGAAAAAUUCAUGACUUGGAAAUCAGUACUAUGUUUUUCGAAGGAGAAACUAAAAGACUUCAACUUGCAAACUCUCAUCUUGAACAAGACAUUUCUACUGCUGCACAUGAACAUGAGAAUUUACAGAAAAUCUAUGAAGAACAUUUCAACAGCAUUCAAGCUACUAGUAGAGAUCAUGAACAGACAAUUUCGAAACUUCAAGAAGAAAAAUCACAGGCUAUCAAAAAGUUAUCAGUUCUUGAAGAAGAGCUGAAUGUUUUAAGGUCCAAUUAUGCUAAUUUAAAGUCUCUUUUUGAAAAGAGAGAACAAUCAUUUUCUGUACAAAGGGAAAAUUACGAUUCUCAAAUUUCAAGUAUGAAACAACAUCAUGAGAAAGCUUUGAAAGAAUUACGAGAAAAGUACUCACAACUUCUUGAAUCUAAGAAUGAGCGGAUGUCAAGUCUUGAACAGUCCAACAUUAGAAUUGAAAAACAAGACCAGUUGAUGAAAAAAGUGCUAAAGGACAAGCUUCUCGAUUCUCUUCAUUUACAAGAGGAUUUCAAAUCCAUCAGAAAACAGUUUGACAGCGUGCACGGUAGUGUAACAUCUCUUGCUAACGAGAUUGAAAAUGUAUCUCUGGAAUCUGAAUCUGUAAAGCAACUACUCCAGCAAGAAAUUGAACAUUUGCAAGAGCGAAACAUGGCAUGUGUCCAAGUCAACGAGCGGUUGCUUGAUCUUGUCAAGAGAAAGGAAGCUGAUAUUGAAGAAUAUCAACUCAAAGAAACAACGUUGAAGGAAGAAUUAAAACGACUCAAAGCCAUAACGGACAACCAAAUACAAACGCUUAACAAACAAAACGAAACCAUUAGAAACGAGCUAUUGCAUACUUCUCAAGAGUUAAGAAAAGAAAAAUCUCAACUUGCUUACGUUGAAAAAGUAGAAGAAGCCAUGAGGUCAAAUGUGGCAUCUUUGUCUGAAUCUAAUGAUAAAUUGAUGGACCAAGUACAACAGCUUAAAACGGAAAAUGAAAAGUUGCUUGCCAAACUGAACCAUUUGAAAUCACAACAUGCAGAUGACGUUAAAAAACUUGAAGAUCGUGUGGAACGAUCAAGACUAGAAUUGGAAGAAUCAAGAAAGUUGCUCAAGGACUCCAAUUCCAAAGAAAAAAAUUUACAAAAUGAAUUGAAAGAUUGUAAGGACGAAUUACAACGAAUGAAAAUGCAAAAUGCAGCUCUGGAAAAGGAACGAAACUCACAACGACAAGAGCACAAACGAAUGGAAGAAUUAUGGAGCUCUAAACUUUCACAAGUGAGUGCUCAUUUAUUGUCCAUUGAGGAAAUUACAAAGAGACAAGAAGAAAAGAUUGAGUCUGAACAACAAGAAUUUAUGAAGCGUCUCCAAGAAAAAGACAACAAGAUUCAUCAAUUAGAGAAAGAGAUUCAAUUGCUUAAAAAGAAAUCAGCAACAGCAUCAUCCAUGGAAACGACCUUAACGGAAGAGCUGCGAUUGCACAAUAAUCGUCUCGAAAUGAAAAUUAGCUCACUUGAGAAGGAUAUUGCAAGUUUUGUGAAUGACGCCACAGAGAGUGCAAAACAAAUGCGAUUACUGAAGGAGGAAAAAGCUUCACUUAAUGCAGUCCUUUCUCAGGUCAAAAUUCAGCUUGCUACAUGUCAGAGCGAUAAAGAGGCCAUUCGGUUAGCUCUCACCAAGCGAAUUGAUGAAUAUGAAAAAACGAUCAAGGAGCUACAUGAUCAAUUAGUAAUUAACAUUGAAUAUUUGCAUUCGAGCAAGAUGACACUUCAAGAGCUUGAAAAUCAAAAUUCUCUGGUGACAGCGUUAAAGAAGCAGCUGGAAGAAAAAACAAUAGAAAAUGCCAAGCUCGAACGUCACAACGUAUUUAUUGAGACCAAGUAUGAGGAACAAGUGAAAUCUCUCGAAAAGAAAUUUAUUGAAAUUACGAAUGAGCUUGUUGAAUUGAAAAAACAUCACGAAAAAGUUACACGAGAUACGAACAACAACAGCAAGCUGGCAAAAAGCGAAAUUUCUUCUUUUGUUUCCAAAGAAUUUAUUCACAAAUUGCCUCUAGGAGAUGAUACACAGUCUUUGAAACAAGCUCUCUAUCAAGCACAAAUCAAACUGAAGCAAGCAGAAGCACUUGGUCACGAUUUAGAAGUGAGCCAAAACGAAAACCAACAUUUGGCCAAAAUGUACGCCAAAGAAAAGAAUAAGGUUUUGCUUCUUGAAAAAGAAAUAGACAAACUGAAGAACAAUAAUGUCACUGAACAAAAACAGCAAGUGUAA
Messenger RNA from Naegleria fowleri, 4782 nucleotides. RefSeq lists its product as uncharacterized. The transcript is spliced from 2 exons. NCBI's taxonomy places the organism in Eukaryota, Heterolobosea, Eutetramitea, Acrasida, Naegleriidae. The record is from RefSeq and is a predicted model, not a curated record. Bases 1 to 4782 code for a protein of 1593 amino acids.